CAUUGCCCUCUCCUGUUCUCCCUCUUACGCGCCUCUGUUCUCAUCUGCUUUGCGCAAGCCAAGGUCUGUUCGCGCCGCGCACCCUUCCCUCGUAUAACAGUGUUUUUCAGGCAUGCAGGGCUCCGAAGCUCCAGAUUCCAUGGCCGUAGACCAGGCUCAAGCUCAAACCAGGCUGAGGUUCGAGCCCCUAAAGGCCCAUGAGAUGAACGAUGGGAGGGUCCAGUUUCGGAAGGUCUCGGUGCCUGCGCAUAGGUUCAGUCCUUUGAAGAAGGCAUGGAUGGAAAUUUACACUCCUGUGUACGAGCAAAUGAAGAUUGACAUCCGGAUGAACCUCAAGGCUAGAAAGGUGGAAUUGAAGACACGAACGGACACUCCCGAUAUCAGCAACCUUCAGAAAUGUGUGGAUUUUGUGCAUGCAUUUAUGCUCGGGUUUGAUUUACCUGAUGCCAUUGCCCUUUUGCGCCUUGAUGACCUCUAUGUCGAUUCGUUUGAGAUUAAAGAUGUCAAGACUUUGCGAGGCGAGCACCUCUCUAGGGCAAUUGGAAGGCUCUCUGGUAAAGGUGGCAAGACCAAGUUUGCAAUUGAGAAUUCUACUCGAACAAGGAUUGUUAUAGCCGACUCAAAGAUUCACAUAUUGGGUUCAUUCUUGAACAUUAAAGUAGCUAGGGAUUCUCUUUGCAGUCUCAUCUUAGGAUCACCUGCAGGUAAGGUUUAUUCUAAGCUCAGAGCUAUCAGUGCCAGAAUGGCCGAGAAGUUUUGACAUUCAUAUACCUAUUGCUUGAGUUAUUCUUGUUUGGUGCCGAACCUCUUAAAAGAAAAAGAAAAAGAUUGCUAGUUUCUUCUUGUGAUUCAGGUGGCGCGUCGAUUUUGUUCAUUGAACUUGAGUUUUGCUAGUUAAUGAGAAAGAGGAAGGGGAAGGGGAAAAAAAACAGAAAAAGUGGCUGUAGCAUUCUUAU
Messenger RNA from Amborella trichopoda, 956 nucleotides. RefSeq lists its product as uncharacterized. Gene Ontology annotation, molecular function: RNA binding. The record is from RefSeq and is a predicted model, not a curated record. Lineage: Eukaryota; Viridiplantae; Streptophyta; Magnoliopsida; Amborellales; Amborellaceae. Gene Ontology annotation, cellular component: nucleus.